AUGGCCAAAAGCGAAAGGCAAAGACGAAGUUUGAAGAGUGAGGACUUCUAUUUUGACUCGGACGCAUCUCUCUUGGACCAGCAGGAUUUUGAGAUGUCUAACUAUGCUUUCGAUGAUGUAUUCAACUCUAAAGACUCCGACAUGGAUCAGAUCGGCACUUUUCUGAAAAAUUUAACGCUGGGAAAAAGCAUAGCAAAGGAAGACAACCGGAAAAUAAUGACCGCUGUCCAGCUCAUAAAUAUCCAGAGAUUAUUGGAAGCUGCGGAAUAUUUAGAAAGGAGAGACCGAGAGUGUGAACAUGGAUAUGCUUCGACAUUUCCCUCAAAUGAGAGUACGAACUAUCAGCGGCAGAGAAAAUUCCGAAACAAGAAGUUUAGCAGUAACCACAAUAGGUCGACACAUAACGAGCUGGAGAAGAAUAGGCGAGCUCACCUGAGACUGUGUCUGGAGCGUUUGAAGGCCUUGAUUCCUCUGGGACCGGACUGCAACCGCCACACCACUCUGGGCCUGCUCAACAAAGCCAAAGCACAUAUUAAGAGACUUGAAGAUGCGGACAGGAAGAGCCAGUAUCAGCUGGAGUCUCUGGAGCGCGAGCAGCGACACCUCCAGCGCCAGCUCGAGCUUCUGAGGGGUGGAGUCGGAGCUUCCAGCCCAGCGGAGAGCGAGCGGAUACGCAUGGACAGCGUGGGCUCCACCCUCUGUUCUGACCGCUCCGACUCUGACCAAGAGGAGAUUGAGGUGGAUGUAGAAAGCACUGAGUUCUCCCAUGGAGAGCUGGACAGUGUGAGCACGGCCAGCACCAGCGACCUGGACGACCACAGCAGCCUGCAGAGCAUGGCCAGUGACGAGGGUUACUCCUCCUGCAGUGUCAAACUUGCCUUUUCCUCCUAG
Messenger RNA from Knipowitschia caucasica, 891 nucleotides. NCBI's taxonomy places the organism in Eukaryota, Metazoa, Chordata, Actinopteri, Gobiiformes, Gobiidae. The record is from the annotation of a GenBank genome assembly.